GUCUGAGCUUAAGCGAAUGUAAUUCGUUGAAUGGUUUUAUAGUAAAUAUGGGCAAAUACGAAAACAGUCAACGAAAAUAUCGAAAGAAAUGGGAAUCUACCGAAUGAGGCAAAGGAUGGUUGCAGCACAUUGAUUUGGCCAAACAUAAAAGUCCAAACGAUCCGAAUGAAGCUUAUUGUAAAAUUUGCGAUCAAUCUUUAAGGAGUCAUCUUACAGAUCUCCAAAGGCAUGCAAAUUCGAAGAAACACAGAGAAAAGUCUACAGUGCUCGACAGAACAAAAUAUAAAUCUUUGACGAGCCACGGUUAUCAAGUUUCAAUAACUGCUGAGAAGAAAAUCAUGGAAUUAAAACUAGCAACAUAUAUAACAAUGCAUUCAUCUAUUUGCUCGAUUGAUCAUCUAGGUGUGCUUCUAUCAGUUUUAGGAAAAGGAAGCAUUCUUGAGAACGUACAAUUGCAUAGAACGAAAUGUUCAGGAUUAAUAAAACACGUGAUUGCACCUAUUCUUUUGGACAAUUUGGUUAACGCUAUUGGGCAAAAAGGGUAUUCAAUAAUUAUCGACGAAAGCACAGAUGUUUCAGUUACAAAGUAUCUGUGCAUGUGUGUUAAAUACUUCGAUAUUACAGAAAAUCGCAUACUUAUUGAUUUUUUGGGUAUAGUUGAAGUAGAACGGGCAACAGCCAUUGAUUUACAUAAAAGUAUUGUCGAGUAUUUGCAAUAAAUCGGAAUCCCGUUAAAAAAUAUGAUAGCUAUAAGCACAGAUGGAGCUAGUAAUCUGUGUGGACACAAUCAUUCAGUUUAUACUUUAUUAAAACGAGACGUACCAAACCUGCAACUCAUGAGAUGUACUUGCCAUUCGCUGCACCUCUGUUCAUCAAAGGCGAGUGAAGAACUUCCAAGUUCUUUAGACUUUCUAGCGAGAGAAAUAUUUAAUUGGUUUAAUAUCAGUCCGCUGCGCAAAAUAAAUUAUAAAAAAACGUUUGAUUUGAUCAACUCCGGCAAUGAUGCUCAGAAAUUUCGGCAGAUGAUUCAACUUUCACGGACAAGAUGGCUUGCAUUUUAUAACGUUGUGAAACGAUUAUUGGAGCAGUGGAUGGAAUUGAAAAUCUAUUUCCAUAUAGCUUGUGACGCUGAAAAGUGCUAUACUGCACGAAUGAUACGUGAUAUGCUCGAAGAUGACUGUAAUAGAUUGUAUUUAGUGUUUUUAAAACCUAUUUUAUUUGAAGUACAGCAUUUAAAUACAUCGUUCCAAAGUGAAAAAAUCGACGCUGGAAGUUUAUAUACAGAAAUCUCUCACAUUUUUAUCAUUCGCUAGACGAAUUUUAAAGCCAAUUUUUUUGAGAACUGCACACAUGUCUUCUAUACAACAAAUAAUUGAUGCAGUCGAUAACGAUCUAGCUUUUUUAUCGGUUGUAGAAAUGGAUUUUAGACAAGAAGUUGAGAAGGAAAUUAAGCAAUCUCAAAUCUCUGCGGAAAAUAAAUUUCAGGUACAGCAGAGGUGUUUCAAUUUUUUAAAAAGAUUACUAAAAGAAAUGGCGCAGAGGCUUCCAGCAAAUUUUGAAAUUUUCAAGAAAAUCGAGCUAUUAAGUCCAAAUCGUUGCACAUCGCAAGUUCGAGUCAGGUUCGAGGAUCUUCCCUUGUCAAAUGUUUUAGAUUCUCAUUGUGAUAUUUCUGUGUACAAGAGUCAGUGGGAAAAACUAUGUUUCUUCGAUUGGAAUGCCUAUUAUAAAGGAGAUGUUCCAACUAAUAUUUUAGUCUUUUGGCCUGAUGUUUAUAAGUAUACUGAUGCUUGUGGCCGAUUUAUUUUCCGAGAACUGGCAGAAGUGGUAUUAAAAAUACUUACAAUUCCUACGAGUAACGCUGUAGUUGAACGAACUUUCUCAGCACUUACUUUGAUAAAAUCACGGAUUCGAAAUAAAUUGAAAAUUUCGAUGCUGCAAUCUCUUCUAAGAAUCCGAAUACAUUUUCAAGCGCAUAACAAAUGUUGCAAAACAUUUCAACCUUCAAUAGAAAUGAUUGAUCGUUUCAAAUCAAAUUUCAUAUAUGGGUCGGAGACUAAUAUUAGCAAUUCCGAUAACGAGGAAGACGAGCAUUUUCAUGAAAUGAUCAAUAUUAUAUCAGAUUUAAAUAGCACAGAGGAUUAGUAUGAACAAGACUGUGAUAAGUUAAUAUUUUAGUUUUUUUUUAUACUUGUAAAAAUGUUUAUUAAACAGAUUAUUUAAUUUUAUUAAAUUUAAUGCACUCGUGUUAUUUUGAAUGUAAACAUAAAGACUCUGAAGUACAAAGUACGAACAAGACUGUGAUAAGUUAAUUUAAUUUUGUUUGUUUAAAUUUGAUACCCGUUAUUUUGGAUAAUAGAGAGAAAAGAUUAGUUUAUAACAAGACUGAAUAAACUAUGUGCAAUUCAUUAAAAAUAUUAAUAACCUAAUUGUAUUUUUUUUUAAUAAAUAAUCUAGAUUUAAUAA
Solenopsis invicta (red fire ant) is the source of this 2463-nucleotide messenger RNA. RefSeq lists its product as uncharacterized. The coding region runs from base 1351 to 2142 and encodes 263 amino acids. The transcript has 3 exons. Lineage: Eukaryota; Metazoa; Arthropoda; Insecta; Hymenoptera; Formicidae. Gene Ontology annotation, molecular function: protein dimerization activity. The record is from RefSeq and is a predicted model, not a curated record.